Molecule: messenger RNA, 1053 nt
Organism: Arthroderma uncinatum
Lineage: Eukaryota; Fungi; Ascomycota; Eurotiomycetes; Onygenales; Arthrodermataceae
Exons: 1
Coding region: 1-1053 (350 amino acids)
Biological process (GO): RNA polymerase III preinitiation complex assembly
Cellular component (GO): transcription factor TFIIIB complex
Molecular function (GO): TFIIIC-class transcription factor complex binding
Source: RefSeq, a predicted model, not a curated record
AUGGCAGAACCACCAAAGGCCAAGGCAAGCGCUGCGAAGGUGCCGACAAGAGCGAUGAAGCGAAAACGGACCGUUGAAGAAGUAGCCUCUGAGGUGGUCGAAGAUGCAGUGCGCGAGAAGAAGCCUCGAACGGCCAGGAAGAAGGCGUCCACCCCCGAAAACUCAGAGUCGAUAGAAAUAGUAUCUGCAGUGGUGACGAUGUCAGAUCUCUGCCGUGACCUGCGCACCGGGAAAACGUCGAAACGCGAAAUGGAGCUUCGAACAAUGGACUGGGCAGAGAUCGCUAGGAAGAAGAAAGAAAGGGAGGAGAGGAGAAAAGGUGGUGAUGGAGAUCAAUCGGCGAAGAGGGAUUCUACAGACACGCCGAAACCCGUCGCGAAGACCUCGAUGCGUCAGUCGGCCGAAGUCACCGGUCCACAGAUGAGGAUUGUCAACGGCGAAAUUGUGCUGGAUGCCUCGUCAUUACAGAUUGAUCGUCACGCAGACGCCGACAGAAAUGCAGACGAUAUGGAGGAAGUCGAGGAAAACCCGCUCACGCGACGCAUAAAUGCAGCGUCGUUCGGGAAACGGACAAAGCUCGAAACGUGGGACGAGGCGAUGACGGAUCUAUUCUAUAAGGGGUUACGCAUGUUCGGCACGGAUUUCAUGAUGAUUAGCAAGAUGUUCCCUGGUCGGACAAGGCGGCAUAUAAAGCUGAAAUUCUCCAAUGAAGAACGAAAAGAGCCGGAGCGGAUUAAACGGACUUUGCUUGGCCCAAGAGAGCCAGUUGACUUGGAGGCUUAUUCUGAGAUGACGAAUACAGUCUAUGACGAUCCCAGAGCUAUACAACAAGAGCUAGACGAGGAGAGGAGGAGGAUUGAGAACGAGCAUGCCGAGGAGCAGAUGGCGCGUGAGGAACAGCUUCGAAAUCCUGGUGGGAAGUCUGGUGAUAAUGUGCUACCCAGUAUCGAGAAUGAGUCUCACGAUGCUCGGCGGCGGCGGGAGAAGAAGAAAGCGGACAAGGCGAAAUUCGGAGGAGGAACAGAGGAGAUUCUCGGUUCUAUUGAUGAUUGA